AUGCUGGAUGACUUCAACGAAGAUUUGCAGAAGGAAAUCACCGAGGAGAAGGAAAACGACAAGUCCUACAAGGCGCUUAUUGCUGCGAAGACAGCUGAAAAGAAAGUGCUGGAAGAGCAGAUUGUGACAAAGACUCAGGAGAAGUCUGAUGCAGAAACCACGCUGGAAGCAUCGAAGCAGGACAUCAAGGCGACGACGAAGGCCAUUGCAGCAGAUGUGAAGUUUCAAGCCGCUGUGGAGAACCGGUGCACGACGAGCGAUGACAAAUUCAAAGAACGCAUGCAGAGCCGAAUGCAGGAGAUGACGGCAGUGUCCAAGACCAUCCAGGUCCUGCGCAGUGAGGAAUCGCGUGACUUGUUCGGGAAGACAGUUUCUUUCCUGCAACAGGCGGCACAGUCCAAGAGGGCAGAGCGAGCUGCCAGCAAAGUCAGUGCCUUCCUGAUGGAGCAGGGUCGCAGGUUGGGUGUUCAGAAGUUGGUCACCAUGGGACUCCAGAGCAGGAUAGAUUCCUUCACGAAGGUCAAGGCAGCCAUCGAAGAGAUGGUUACAGCUUUGCAGAAGGAGCAGGAAGAUGAGAUUAAGCACAAGGAGAUGUGUGUGGACGACCUGAACCAAAACAAGCUAAACAUCGAGGAGAAGGAGGGUGUAAAGAGCCGAGCCGAAGACAAAGUGAAUGCCUUGAAGAAGAGGGUGAGUGAUUGUGAAGCACAGAUCGACAGCUUGAACGGAGAGAUCGCAGAGAUGCAGAAGCAAGUGCAGCUGGCCAGCCAGUCCAGACAGAAAGAGAACGUGAAGUUUCAAACCGAAGCUGAUGACCAGAGGCAGACGCAGGUUGUCCUGAAGAAGGCGGUGAAGUUUCUGGACGACUUCUACCGUUCAGCAGAGAGGGCUUCGCUGGCUCAGAUCCGAGCUCACAGAGUUGACGAGGUGCAACCGGACCUCGACAGCCCGGAAGGCUUUGAG
Symbiodinium sp. CCMP2592 is the source of this 963-nucleotide messenger RNA. NCBI's taxonomy places the organism in Eukaryota, Dinophyceae, Suessiales, Symbiodiniaceae. The record is from the annotation of a GenBank genome assembly.